AAAAGAGUUCUACAUUACAAGAUACAUUCAGACAGCGGAAUUCGAACCCGCUACCUCCACGUUUUCACAGCGUUUGGUGGAUGGUACUGCUCGUGUUUAUAUCGUGUGGCAUAUUUUUCAAAUGAUUUUUCAUCGUUUAAUCACCCCAGUAAUUUUUUUUUCAUGACGUAAUCAAAAUAAGCAACAUUUAAUAAAAAGAGAUAGUUUAGGGAUACAAGAUGGCUUUGACUGAAGAGCUUGGUAUGUUGAAUGAAAAGCAAAAGGAUAGACUUCAAAUAUAUCAGUCUGUCUUUAAGAAACUCUUUGAGGAUAAAGAAGAAAUUGAUGCUGAUGAUCUAAAUAGUCUUUGCUCCUAUUGGCAAAAUGAUAUUAAUGCUGAACUUUUUGAGCUUCAGGAAUUAUGCUUGAAUAAUCUUCUUUUUCUUUUUCAAACAAAUAAUCUUAAUAAGCUUCUUUCUGAUACAUCCAAAGAACAAUUAGUAAAAAGCUUGGUUACAUUACUGAGUAGUACCAAAGAAGAAAGAGCAGUGUCUCUUUGUAUUUCAAUAUUAAAUGCUACUCUGAGCUCAGUGAAAUUAAAUAAUGAGUUGGCCAAAGAUUUGUUAGGAAAAAUUGACGAACUCAUUUGCAAGUUUACUUUAUCUGUUUCUGUUUAUACAUCUAUUUGUCUUUACAUUCAAAGAUUCUUUAAGCAGUAUGAAGCAGAUCUUUCGACAUUCAUGCCAACUAUUGCCAAGUUAAUAUUUUUGCCUCUAGUUCACAAAUCUUGCAAUGUGCGAGAGGUGGCAGAAAAAACAUUGAAUAUGUUUCCUAAACUGAUAUUAUAUUCUGAAAAUGGGAUAUUUUGUAACACUUUACUGAAGUUAGUAAAAGAACAUUACUGUAAAGAUCUGCUGGAAUUAUUUAAAGAUAAACAGGAGGUAUAUUGCCUUAAAGUGUGGAAGCAUAUUGUCAUUUGUCUUGGAAAGACAUUGCAUUCAAAUCUUCCUUUGAUGACUCCAUUUUUUCAAAUUAUAGAAAAGGGUUUCAAGUCUACUUCAGAUGAUGUUUGCAAAACAGCAUUUUUAGUUUGGAAAUGUCUGAUUAGUAAUUUUGCUCUGGAUGAAAAUGUUCUAAAUGACUCCAAAAAGCUCCGCUUUGUCCUAAAACCAUUCAAAAAUCUUUCUCGGUGUAAUGAGAACACAUCUUUAGCGAUUUGUGAUACUUGGUGGCAUCUGGCAUGGAGUUUAUCUCAUAACCUUUCCUCUAGGUUUACUGAGGUAUGUAUCCCACUGUUAGAUUUUGCAAUGGGAAGAACUUUAUCUGGAUCACAUGAAAAAACAGCCCCAAAAUCAAAUCAAGUAGUUCUAAUUAAGAGAAGCUGUCAUCUGCUCCUGAGAAUUUUAGAACAACCGCAGAGUACAAACUUAAAUAGAAUUUCAAGUCCUAAAAAAUUACCUCCAAUUAUUUAUCCUUCACUUCAAGUACCUUUAGAACAAAAAGUUAUCAUACGUCAUUUUAAAGAGAUAUGUUCUGUAAUCAAAACUGUUUUGGAAUCUCUUAAGAAUGUUAAAGAAAUGUCAAACCACAUAGAGUGUCUGAUGAAAUCUGCACUCUUUGUUGUAUCAAUUACCGCUGAGGAUCGAAGCAAAGAACCAGUGGAGGCAGUUACAGCUUUCUUAAGUCUUGUUUCUGAUAUAACAGAUUCACAGUUGUGUUCAUCUUUAGUUUGUUUAAAAUGUAUUGACAGUCUUAGCAAAUUACCACGAUCUACACUUACAUCUCAUUGCUAUAAUGGAGGAUUUCGUAAAUCUCAGGAUAUCUUGUGCACAACUCUUUUGAAACUUCUUCUGGACCCUUAUUUAUUAACCAAAGAAACUCCAAAAAGGUUUUUGACCGCAUAUAAUCGUCUUGUACAAACAGGGUUGUGUGAAUCAUUAAAUCCUUUAUCAAUGGCACAGAAAUUUACUCACUGUUUGAAAGUUGCUGCUGCACCUGGAAUUAUGGAUUCUGAAGUAGUUUUUGAUAUGUGGUCUGGUAUCGCAUCUCCUUUGUUGGAAAAUAUUGAGAAGACUCAAGAAGUGAAUCAAGGUGAUAAGAGGGAGCAUGAUUUCAGCUGCUUGUAUGAUGUCCUGUUAUGUCCUUUUGAACACAUUUUCCCUAUAAAUAUGAUGCAACAGUUUCGAAAUAAACCAUCUUUCCAGCUAUGGGCUAAUUUAUACAAAGCUUUCAUUCGUUGCUCUGCUCUUGUGCCGACAACUCACCCUAAUGAAGCAUGUGAACAGUUCUGCUGCAGACUAAAAAUUACUGUAAAAGAAGAUUUGCUCAAAGAGCCACAUUACUUUGAAACAGUCUGCUUUGUUUUGCAAUCAGUUUUCGAAUCAGUUGACUCCAGCAGUGCUGGUGUUCUUCCUAUUGUAAAUGCUUGAAGUCUUGUGGAGUACUUUAGCUUCUUUCAUUGAAAUGCAUUUUAUGGGUCCAUAUGAUUCCGACUUUUUGGCGAUUAUGAGCCCACUUUUGGAGGCUUUGUUCUCUCAUCCAAGAAGACAAAUAAAGGACAGGAGCAAGCGAUUUUGGUUUUCUACAUUUGCACCAGUUUCUUCGUCCCUGAGCUACUCAGAAUCCUUAAAAAACAUUUUGAAGAAAGCUAAAGUUUCUCAUGCACCUGAUGAGAAUAUAAGUACUCUCGAAGAAGUCAGCUAUGCAGCUGGAUCUGGCACCUUAGAGGAAAGUUUCAUAAAUUUUAAUAAUGUAUCAUUAAAAAGCACAAUUACUAAACCAUCUGAAGUAUUGACUCCUAAGAAGAAAUCUGACAUUAUUGAAAUAAAAAGCACUCCAAAAAGUCAAAACACACAGCCAAAGUCAUUGGAUUUAAAAUCUACUCCUGUUCAAAAUAUUGAUGAGCUUCCAAGCAGUGAUUUUAUUCAAAUUGAUGUUCCAAUCCAAACAACACCCAAGCGUCGCAGUAUUCGAAAAAGGAAAAGUUUUGUUCCUGCAUUAUAUAAUGAUAUGUCACAGUCUCAAGAUACAAAUACUUUGUUUGAAUCAAGUGACUCAUUCGACAUUGGUUCAUCAUCAGAAAUCAUGGAAUUAAGAACUCAAACGGAUUUGAAUAAACCCGCUGAGCUUGAAACAGAAAAGCCCCAAAAUGAAAUCCAAAGUGAAGUGUUGGGAACAAAAGAUGAGGCUAACAAAAUGUCUGUUUCUUCAGUGACCGAUUUGAACAAAAAUAACUCUUGUGAAAUUAUCUCUUCAAAUAGUGAAAAAGAGGUUGCUGAAAUUGCUUUGGUAGCUCCACAAGAAAACAUUCCCACAGUUGAUCAAAAUAAAGAAGCUCCACCUUCACCUGAAAAGAAUGGUGCAAAUAUCCCACAAUCGAGUAACGAUUUAAACCAGUCUUUCACAGUAAUAACUCUUAGUGAUUCUGAUGAAAUAAUUCCAAGCUCUCAAAGUUCAGUUGAAAAUGAAACUUUCAUAAAGUUUCCUGCCAUCGAAAGUGCUGCAAAGAGAAUUUCUGAACUCCCCGCUCCAGUUGCUCAGUGUGCAGGCCUUGAGAAAGUUGAUUCGAAUGAUUUAGCUGUUUCAGAAGAUGUAAAAGUCAUUGCAGAUUCGCCAGUCUCAAACCCAGUUGAAAAUGAUGAAAACAAUUAUGAAUGUCCAGAAACACCAAUGGAUAUUGACAACACACCUAAUUCUGAAAAUGAGGUUGUAGUUACUGAAGAGUCCAUGCCAUUAAAAUCCUCUGAAAAUAUUCAGAAUUCUGAAGAGCAAGGUUUGAAGAACAAAACUUCUCAGAAUGGCAUUAAGGGUUGGGUAGAUAAUAGUGAUGAGUUACUGAAAUCCACUGGAAAUUUAAAUAAAGAUUCUAAUUUGAUUCCAAAUAAUGUUUGUGAAAUCAUUCAGACUUCCAUUACAACGAUAGAUCCCUUCUUAUUUGAAAACAAAGAUAUUAUAUCAGAUUCUCUUGAAAUUGAUGAUAUUUCCCUCAAGCCAACCAGAAAUACAAAGCGAAACUUGGGUAGAAAAUCUCUUGACACUGUUGCUCUAAAAAAUACAAUUAAGCGCCAAAGUGCAAGGAAAUCGUUGCCUGGGACUUUAAAAAGAAAAUGUAAACAAGUUUCUUUGGAUAAAUCUUUGCAUAAUAUUAGUGAAGAUCAAAAAGAAGUUGUUGAAGAGUCCCAUAGAGUGAACUCAGAAAAUAUUGCAGUCGAGGCUUCUGAUGUACGAAGUGUAGAAGAAGAACCUAAUUUGGAUGUUCUUUCUUCUGAAAAAGAUCUUGAUGAGAUCAAAGAUUCCUGUAAAAAUAAUUUACCUGAAGUGAAUGAAACUGAAACUAAUUGUCUAAAUGCUAAGAAAAGGGUUACUAGAUCAUCCCAAAUUAUUUAUUCUGCUCAAACAGAAGAAAAUGGUGUGAAAAGAACUCUUAAGGAUAUUGACAUUUCAGAAACAAAUAUUGAGCAUCAUUUUGAAGAAAAUCUUAUAAAAGUCCAAGAAAAACCAUAUGACCAGUCAUCUGCAACAACAACUGAAGAAAAAAUGAGUGAGUCUGUUAAGUAUGGAGAGUCAAAUUCUGUCGAUAAAAGAGUUUUGCUAGAUAUUGAAGUAUCAGAAUCAAUUGCUGUGGACUUGGUACCUAAACUAAAAACUGAUGCCAUUACUUCAAUUGUAGAGGAUAAUCAAUCAAGUAACAAAUCGUGUAAAAGAACAUCUAAGAGGCUGAUUAAAAAUGAACUUUUAAGAACUUCUAGUAGAAAAAGUAAUUGUAUUUCAAAAGAAAAGGUUGAAACAAGCGGUGGUAUGUUAAAUGAGCCAUCUAGUGAGGAAGGUGGAAAUAAUAUAAGUGUGACCAGUAAAAAUAAAGAACAAAAGUCUUUGACCGAAAUUUCAGAAGUUGUUGAAAAUGUUUUAGAGAAUGUCACCGUAACUGUUCAAAAUGAUCUAGAUCAAAUAACAGUAGUGUCUGAUAUUGAGAGUAACAAGGUUUUGGACUGUGAGGAAGAUACUCCUGAUGUUAAAGAAUCUGACAAAAUGUCCUUUGAGUGUGCCAUUGUGGAAUCGCCUGUUCUAAAAGAUAAUUCAUCUAAAAUUGAAAAUUCUGCCAUUUCUAAUGAGGAAGAUGAAGCAAAUCCACCAGCUGCUGAUACUUUUGUUGUCAGUCUGGAGGAGCAACCUAAUGAAAUCAUCGUAUUGUCUGUUGAUUCUCAGUCUGAGAUUCCUGAUACUCCAAUAGAAAUGUUGCAAAAUCCAACUUCAGCUAUCACUGCUAUUGAGUCUGGCGUAAACGAAGAUAUUGGUGAUAUUUCAACAUCACAAGAAAUGUUGAGCACUGAUAAAAACAUUAAUGUUCAAGAAAGUGGUGAAAUUUUUAAUGAACUUAGCAAAUCUAGCUCUGAACCAGUUGAUUCUUUACAACUCCAGUUCUCCAAUGAUACUUCAGAUAUUUGUAAUGUGAAAAAAGUAAGUCACUACCAUAUGGAUGAAUCUGCUGUUAUUAAUGAUUCACCUACUGAAAGUGAAAAAGUGUUUAGUGAUGAUUUGGAACUGCAAGAGGUGGAAAACGAUAUAUCUGAAAUAACAGAUGUCGUGAAUACAAUAUUAAAAGAUAGUAUUUUGAAAGUAUCUCAAAGUGAAUUGACAGAUCCAAAUGUCGAAGAUCUGUCCCAAUUAAAUGGUGCUGAUGAAGAAAAGGAGAGUGAAGUUAAUGAUUUACCAAGUCAGUUUGGUUCAUUAUCUGCCAAUGAAUUACAUAACUUAACAGAGUUUCCGAAUUCCAUAGAUGUGCUCGAUUCCAAUGAAAAAGAGAGGGAAUCUUCGCCAGAUUCUGAUAACAGUUAUGAAAAUAAAUCUUGUGAUAUUAAUCUAGAUCCAGUCUUAAAUGGAAUUGCUUUAUCAAGUGAAAUAACAUGUUUCCCAGUUCCUAAAAGAAGAAAAAACCUUCCAAACAAUGAACAAUCGUUUAAUCAGGGGGACAGGGGCUCUGCUAAAAAAAGAAAAGGACGAUGUCCAAAGCGGUCCCUUUUUAAGGAAAUGGAAGGUUCUAAAGUUCUUGUCUCUAAGAAUAAUCUCAGCCCAGAAAAGCAGCUGCUGACCAGCCCUAAACUAACAAUAUCUAAACUAGGCAAGAGAAGUAUGUCCAAAGACCUUGCUUCAACCAAAGGCAAAAAAAUUAUUUUUUCGACCGACAAUGAAAUGUCGGAAAAUAUUCCCAGUUGUAAAAAGCAGAAAAAAACUUUAAUAUCUAGUCACGUUAUGGGAAAAACAGGCCUAGAAGUAAAACUUACUGAACCGAACAGCUGCUCGAAAAGUAUUAAAGAGUUAAAGAAUGAUGAAUUAACAGACAUGUACACUCGUUUUAAUGCCAGCUCAGGCACCGAGACUCGAAGGUUCAAAAUGUUAGCUGCUUCCCAGCAGUCUUUUACAUCAUUGAAGCAAGAAAGUGCGCAAAAUGAAGUUAGUAAUGAAGAACAUGUUGGAAGUAAGCCUUCAUCUGGUAUUUUGAGAAAGCGAAAAGCUGAAGAUGAUUCUACACCUGUUAAAAUGAGGAAAGUAACAUUUGCCUACCCUCUUGUGGAAGAAAAACUUUUCAGAAGUGAUGAUACUAUUUGUGUUAAAGUUGUUACUGUAAAUUUAAAAACAAAUGAAAAAGAAGCAAUUAAUUCAUCCUCACCUGAGAAGACUCCAAAACUGAAUGAUGCUCCUGUAUCAUCAUCUGCGGAUAGUGUAUCAUCCUCUUCAGAGUAUCAGAAUUCUGAUAACGUUACUGUAUAUAACCCCAACCCUGUAUCACCAGCUUUAAUAAAUUGCCAGGACGAUAUAAGUUGCAUUUUAAAAGACUUAUCAUCUCCUGCAUGGGUGCAAGCAUUAGAGCCCCUUCUACUUUCUCGAGAUAUAAAAACUAUAGGUGAUUUGUGCAAAUUGAAUUUUCAUGAACUGAAAGUUUUACCUUUCAAAUCACCAAAACUACAAACUUUGCAUAAAGCUUUAAUUUCUCACAUUACGCGAUCUCAGAAGUCUGUGGAAGAAAAAGUUAUAAAAUCUGAAAGUUCACCGAACAACCCAUCAGCAGGAACUUCUAAUGAUUCAAAAAUGGAAGAAGAGAUGGAAUCUGAUAUGCUUGAAGCAGUUGCAAAAUUAUUGUUGGAGAAAGAUAAUAUUAAAAAGAUUUCUAAAUCUACAUUAAUUGAACUCAGUAAAAAGUGCUUUACAGAAAUCACAGAAAAAUUAGAAAAUGUUUAAUUCAUUACUGAAAUUUUCCUUUAUAUGUUUAGAUGAAUCUUUUGCUGCUUAUAGUAAAUGUCCCCCUAGAUAGAAAAAAUGUUUUUCUGUUCACUGAAAUCUAUUUAGUGAUAUUUUACAUAACACACAUGCUUAUAAUCAGCACUAUGAAACAAUACAAAAUUUGUAUGUUUUUUUACAUUAAUAAAAUUAUUAUUUAACUUUUAAAAAUUGAAAUAUUGCAUGUGAGCCAAUUCAAUUUCAUAAAAUUAUGUUGAAUUUCACAAAUCGCAUUUUUUUUAGAAAAUUUUAGUGUAAAAAAAAAAUUUUUUUUUUAAAUUAUGGAACUGAAAUAUAUCUCUCGCAAAAAGUAUAUGUUUGAAAAUGAACAAUUAUAAUUCUCUUUUAAGAAAAUUUUGUUAAUUCUCAAAAGUUUUGUCAUUAAUAGCUUAAUAUCAAAUGGAAUGCUAAUUCUACUAAAAUUUUCAGUACUAGUUUUAUUGCAUUUUAAAAUUUUAAUUUGUUUUUUAAUUGUGGGUUUUGAUGCUUAUUUUGAAAAUAAGAAAUUCCUGCAUACAUGUGAUACAUUGCUGUAAAUAAUCUUAUCUAUUGUUAAAAUAUGCAUGAUGUUUCUUUGUUGAAAUGAAGUUUUUAAAACUUGUGAGCUUAUUUCAAAAUUUUAACUGCAAUUACAAUUAACAUUUAUGAUUUAGAAAGAAAAAAUUAUAGACAAGUUUUUUAAACACAUAACUUCAAUCUGUUCACUCUGUUAAAAUAAUUAGUGUUCAAAUGUAUAUAAAUGCCCAAAUCUAAAUAUGUGUAUUUUAAGCUAUUAAAUGUAUUUUAUUUUA
This is a messenger RNA of Parasteatoda tepidariorum (common house spider), 8045 nucleotides long. Lineage: Eukaryota; Metazoa; Arthropoda; Arachnida; Araneae; Theridiidae. The record is from RefSeq and is a predicted model, not a curated record.